CGGAAGCGCCAAAGCAGAAGACCAAAGCGGCAGUUAGCUGCUUUAAACGGUUUAAAUUUCAUGUGUUCUAGUUUGUUGCGUCCUAAAGUCAAUUCUACAUUAAAGGAAAGUGUAAACCGGAUUAGCGCGCUGUGGAUUAACGUUUUGGUGAACAGAUGUGAACAUGGCCUCGAAGAGAGACCAACUUCUGAUUGUUGUGUCCAUUCUGGAAGGACGUCACUUCCCAAAGAGUGGUCGCCUUAGUCUGGUGGUGCAGGCGAGUUUUGAUGGAGAGCAGCUCGCCACUGAUCCAGUUGAGCACAGAGAGCAACCACAGUUCAGCACUGAGCUGGCUUGGGAGCUGGACCGCAAGACCCUACACCAACACAGACUGCAGAGAACUCCCAUCAAGCUUCAAUGUUUUACUGUUGACUCAGUCAGCAAGAAGAGAGAGGGCAUCGGCUACAUCAUCCUCGACCUGCGAUCAGUACAGGAGGCCAAACAGGAGCCUCGCUGGCUUCCACUGCUGAGCAGUAAGUACGCCAAACAGAGGCCUGAACUCCUCCUCUGCAUCACGCUGGAGAAUGACACCAAGUCCUCUGACCCCUCUCCUGAAAGGUUCAAAGCCAGGAAAGCCCCGCCCCGACAAGGUUCUCCUGCAGUAACUGAGCUGCUCCCAGAGAAGCUGGAGGCUGUACUGAUCCCAGACCAGGGUCACCAUCAGGUCGGACCUGCUGAUCACUGUAGCGACAUGUUCAUCCUGUCCGUCACUGUCGCAUUCGCCACUAGGCUAGAACAGUUGAUCCCAAACACCAUGAAGCUGUCUGCUGAAGGGUCAAACUUCUUCUUCUACUACUCUUUACUGGGCAACGACAUCACCAGUGAGCCUUUCCAGAGCCUACUGAGUCCUGACUUUGAGCCGGAGCGCGCCUCUGUACGCAUCCGGAGCAACAAACUGAUCCUCAAGUCUUUCCUGUCUCAGCAGCCCAGUUUACAGAUCCACCUGUGCUGUGGGAAUCACUCUCUGGGGAGUACAGAUGUGUCUCUUUCAUCUCUGGCUGCUGUUCCUGUGGAUCUGGAGAAUAAGGCAGCUGUAGUGGAGGGAGUGUUUGUCCUCAAACCUCCAAAGCACAUCCCACAAACUUUGCCUGUGCUACCUGUUGAUCUGCAGCCAACUGUCAGUGUGUCCAUUACUCUGAGAAGAGAGGACGUCACAUCACAGAUUUCAGGGAACAAAGAUGAUGGUGGAGCUCAGACACAGUCCAUCCCUCUUGCUCCUCCCCCUGCUGAAUCGAGACAUCACGGCACUUCUCCAGUCCAAAAACCUCCCAUGACUUCGACUACAGCUACUCCUCAUCGCCCUUCUUUCUCCCACACAGAGUGUGAGGCGGACAGUUUACUGGAGGAGCAUCAUCGUAGUAAAGAGCCGAGGGGACCGACAGCUGCAGAUGUGGAGGUUCCUGUGCAGCUGCAGAGGCAGAACAGAGCUACAGACGAGGGCAGGGCAUCAUCUAUCUGCAUUUCUGCUCCCAAAGUGUCCAUCCCAUCCUCCACCCAUCACUACAACUUCUCUCUGUACCUGCAAAGCCUGGGAGGCCUUACCCUGACGCAUCCCAUUGCUGCAACACUCAGGUAUUCAUAUCCGUUCUUCAGCAGUCCAGCGCCCAUUAUUACCAGCCCUCCCGUGGAGCUGCGGAGUAACAUGGAGGUGUCGCUGCCUCAGUCCUACUGCGCCUUUGAUUUUGCUUCCUUACCGCAGCAGCUGCAUGACACCUUCCUCAGAGUUCCUCUCAGGAUAGAAGUGUGGGACAGAGACUCCACCAAUCGAGACCGGUUGAUUGGACAAGCCUCAGUCCAGCUAUCUCACCUGCUGAGCUCUGAGAAGAUCAGGUUUCCGACAUCGACGGGAGAUCAGAGCUGGAAGCAAACUUAUCAGGACCUAAUUCCUGUGGUCAGCACACAACGCUCAUCUGAGAAGGUCGCAGAGUUGAGCUACGUAGCAACGCUGGAGGACCUCGGACUGCUCAAAGCCGGAGACGGCAUUUUGUCAGACUUUUUGCAGAAUGAAGUCACCCCCACACAUCCGCCCUCCUACCCUGCAGCACCCAGACCUGCUUCUCCCAGCCUACCUGCUGCCCCCCUGGGCCCCGCUGCCCCAAGAGAAACCCUUGAGUACCGCAAAGCCCUGGAGCUGGAGCUGUGGAAGGAGGAGCAGGAGGAGAUGUUCACUGAUCAGUUGAAGAGGAAGGAGCUGAGCUACAUGCAGACAUUAAGAGACGAGUGGAAGAAAAGGGAUCAGGAGAGAGAAGCUCUGGUCAGAAAGAAGGAGGCAGAGUUAAAUCUACUGGAGGAGCAGCUGCAGAAGUCACUGUCUGAUUUGGAGAAAAGAGAGAAACAGCUGGCAGAAGCAGAGCUCCACACCCAGAGGCUGCAGAGGGAACUGAAAACAGAGCAUGAGCUGAGCCAGAGGGAACUGCAAGAGAGCAGCAGGAGGCUGCAGCAGGAGUGUGACCACCGGGUGGCGCUAGAGAGAGAGAAAGUGCUACUUAUGGAGGAGGAGAGAAGCCGGGUGCUGCAGCAGAUUUCAGACGCAGAGUCUCGAUACAAACAGCUGGAGAAAGAAUUUCAGUCCUACAGAGAACAACAGAACAUGAGACCUGAGUUCAAACUGCAGUCAGAGAUGAACCUGCUGAUGCUGGAGAAGGUGGAACUGGAGAGGAAGCUGGAAACCACCACCAAGUCCAAGCUUCAUUACAAGCAGCAGUGGGGACGAGCCUUAAAAGAACUGGCCCGGUUCAAACAGCGUGAACAGGAAAACACCAUGAUGCGUUUGAAGAAGCAGCAGACAGAGCUGGAGGCCAUGAGGCAGCAUUACCUAGCAACAGAGGAGAAGGAAGCAGACCGACAAGAGAGGCGGGAGCUGGACGACAUCAGAAAUGAGCUCAACAGAUUAAAGCAGCAGGAAAGAUUAGGCCCUGCCUCUUCCAUGUCUGGCCCCGCCCCUGCCAUGGGUCUGAAUGAGAGCGCUGAGGAACAUCUGAGCCGCCUGCUGGAGGAGCGAGACACUCUGCUGAGGACAGGUGUCUACACCCACCAAGACCGAAUCAUCGCUGAGCUCAACAGACAAAUACAGGAAGCCAUGACGGACAAACUCUGACCACUGUCAUUAUUAUAGUGGAUUAUAAUUAUUAUCUCUUUGAUAAUUGAGUGUGACCACUGCAAGAUUAAUUCUCACUGUGUAAGCCAGAAGAAAUGAAAUGCCCUUACAAGGUCAUUUUAUAAUUAGAUUUUCUGUUUUCUCAGUAAAAACUGUGAGAAUAAUGUUUCGUAUCUGAGGUUCUGAAGUUCAAUAUCUCGGCAACUGAAGUCAUUCUGAAUUAACUCAAUUAACAUGUUUGAUUUCUUCAUUAGUUCCUUUUUUUUCUGUCCAGCUUUUUGUUUGUACAGAGAUUUAUCAAAAUAAGGUAUUAAUUCAUGCAUCCAGGCAAAAGACUAUUUUAAUUAUUUCAUUGAUAUUCGUUUGAGCAAUUCAAUUUUUAUACAGAAAGCAAAAAGGUACUCUCCCAAAAUACAAAACUAUUCUUUUUUACUAUAGAGCAAAAUAUAAAGUAUUGAUUUGAUAAAUAAUUAUACAACUGAAAAUCAAGUGUAAAAAGAAAAUAGUACUCAUUUUUACACUUGAUUUGUUUGUUUAAUCAAAUUAAAAGGCUUGUUUUUCAUCACACUUUUUCCUCGCUUCUUAUCACACACAUGUUAUUUUAUUUAAUGUGUGAAAACGUGUUUAUAUAUUUAUGUUUGUCUUUGUGUUUUUAUGUUAUCAUAGUGUUCCAAUCUGCAAAGUCCUUUAUACUUUGCAGCCAAACAGUGAAUCAGUGGACAGAAAAUGUAUUUAAUUAUUUUUAAAAGCUGUUAGAAAUGCAUCAUGUUCUCAUUUAUCAUGUCAUAUUUUUUUUUCAUUUUCUCUGAAUGUAAAAAUGAGAAUUAAUGUAUGCUUCUACUUUAACCUAUAUUGUCUGUGAAGUAAGAUGAUUUCAGAUCAGCUGCAGAUUCAUUUUUCUUAUCUCUUAUCUAGUGAUAAAUAAUUGAUUCAUCAUAAUAAAUAAAUACGUAAAGCAGCAAAUGUUCACA
Messenger RNA from Solea senegalensis (Senegalese sole), 4107 nucleotides. RefSeq names its product centrosomal protein of 120 kDa. Gene Ontology annotation, biological process: positive regulation of centriole elongation; interkinetic nuclear migration; centrosome cycle. The coding region runs from base 164 to 3136 and encodes 990 amino acids. The record is from RefSeq and is a predicted model, not a curated record. Gene Ontology annotation, cellular component: centrosome; centriole. Lineage: Eukaryota; Metazoa; Chordata; Actinopteri; Pleuronectiformes; Soleidae. The transcript is spliced from 20 exons.